Messenger RNA from Poecilia reticulata (guppy), 1998 nucleotides. NCBI's taxonomy places the organism in Eukaryota, Metazoa, Chordata, Actinopteri, Cyprinodontiformes, Poeciliidae. The record is from RefSeq and is a predicted model, not a curated record.
GGCAAAAAUGUGGCCUGCGGGGCACGAGGGAUGAGAGAGGGAGAGGUUGCAAUCAGUGUGUCUGUGGGAUUCUGUGGGUUUGAUGUAAAGUACUGUCGGACGAAGCCCGGAGGGGGAGACGCUCAAAAACCUCCUGUUCAUGUUUUGGGAUCUCUAUUUAAUUUAUUCACUUUUUUUAAUUACUAAAAUCCCUUUUUGUUUUGUUUUUCCUAAUUUCUUUUUUUUUUGUGCUUUUUAAAGCCCGCUUUCUCCUCAAUCAGUCUGCCUCCUUCUAGUCGCCCCCACCUGCUGCUCACAGCCUCCGUUGCGUCCACCCUUCCCCGGUUUGCUGCGGCGGUUGACCCGACAGGAUCUCCAUGGCUGAAUAACAGAUUAAAGACGGGGGCUUGCUUCGGUGGUUUUCUCUGAGGGGGGUUGCUAAGUUGCGGUCGAGACCGUCGGUGGCGGCGGAGGAGGAGGAUGGCGCUGGCUCUGGAGGAAGUGUGGGGCCGAGUUAAGAACGUCUGCAAGCAGAACGGCCUGCUCAUCCUGUCCGUGCUGGCCGUGGUCAUCGGCUGCCUGUUGGGCUUCUUCCUCAGAGGCAAGCAGCUCUCCGAGCAGGAGGUGAAGUACUUCCAGUUUCCCGGUGAGCUGCUGAUGAGGAUGCUGAAAAUGCUAAUCUUGCCUCUUGUUGUUUCAAGUUUGAUGUCAGGUCUCGCUGCCCUGGACGCCAAGUGCUCAAGUCGCUUGGGCAUCAUGACCAUUUCCUACUACUUGUGGACCACGUUUGUUGCCGUGGUGGUGGGCAUCCUCAUGGUGUACAUCAUCCAUCCGGGUGGCGCCGCCCAGAAGGAGGACUCUGAGGACAGCAAGAAGCCCAUGACGAGUUCUGCCGAUGCGCUGCUGGACCUCAUCCGCAACAUGUUUCCAGCCAACUUGGUUCAAGCUACAUUUCAACAGUAUCGGACACACAGAGUGGCUGAGCUGAUCCCCAAGCCCACGGUGACCCAGCUGCUGGAUGAGACCACAACACGGCGGGUCUACAUCUACGGCGUCCAGGACGACAACGGCACCGACAUCCAGAACUUCUCCUUGGACCUGACGCCGCCUCCCGACGUCAUCGUCAAGACGUCGCCCGGGACCAGCGAGGGCAUGAACGUGCUGGGGAUUGUUAUUUUUUCUGCGACUAUGGGAAUCAUGCUGGGAAGGAUGGGACCCAAUGGAAGCGCGUUGGUCAACUUUUGCCAGAGUUUAAAUGAAGCAGUUCUGAAGAUUGUUGCCAUUGUCAUCUGGUAUUUUCCCUUUGGCAUCGUUUUCCUUGUUGCUGGGAAGAUCUUGGAAAUGGAUGACCCGUCAGCCAUGGGGAAGAAACUAGGCUUUUAUGCCAUCACUGUGGUCAUGGGCUUGGUGCUCCAUGGCCUUUUCAUCCUCCCUGCCAUGUACUUUUUCAUCACCAAGAAGAGUCCCAUCGUGUACAUUAGAGGGAUUCUGCAGGCUCUGCUCAUCUCUCUCGCCACCUCCUCCAGCUCUGCCACUCUGCCUAUCACCUUCAAGUGCCUCCUAGAGAACAACCAUAUCGACCGGCGCAUCAUCCGCUUCGUGCUGCCCGUCGGGGCCACCAUCAACAUGGACGGCACCGCUCUCUACGAGGCCGUGGCGGCCAUCUUCAUCGCCCAAGUGAAUAAUUACGAGCUCGACUUUGGGCAGAUCAUCACCAUCAGCAUCACCGCCACGGCCGCCAGCAUUGGCGCAGCUGGAAUCCCGCAGGCCGGACUCGUCACCAUGGUGAUCGUGUUGACCUCCGUGGGUCUACCCACCGAUGACAUCACUCUCAUCAUUGCUGUUGACUGGGCCUUGGAUCGAUUCAGGACCAUGGUCAACGUUAUGGGCGACGCUCUGGCUACCGGCAUCAUGGCUCACAUCUGCAGAAAGGAUUUCGUCAAGGAGGGGGAGCAGAAAAGGCCAAACGAAUUUGUGUUCUGCCGGAAGAAAUGCUGUGGAAGGUUUCACGGCUAUUAG